CCUCCACUGUUUGCAGAUCUCUCGAUUCCCAUUUUCGUCAAAACUCAAAAGUUUCGGGUUUUUCUGAGCCAUGUUGCUGAAAGCUGCUCCAGCAUUUUCUUUGUUAAAUCCUCAAGAGGGUCCACUGUUUUCCUCUCUUUCUUCAUCUCAAGCCUCUCUUUUCCAUUCCUUUUCUUCUUCGAUUCAUCGGCUUUCUUCUCCAGGAAAUGGAAUUGGGUAUGUCGUAGUUUGUGCAACCAAAGGGGCCAACCACAAGCCGCUCACUGGUGUUGUUUUCGAACCCUUCAAGGAAGUGAAGAAGGAGCUUGAUCUUGUACCCACCGCCCCUCAAGUUUCUCUGGCUCGCCAAAAGUUCACCGAUGACUGUGAAGCUUCAAUCAACGAAAAAAUCAAUGUGGAAUACAAUGUUUCGUAUGUAUAUCAUGCUAUGUUCGCCUACUUCGAUAGGGACAACGUUGCACUCAAGGGUCUUGCCAAGUUCUUCAAGGAAUUGAGUUUAGAAGAAAGAGAGCAUGCAGAGAAAUUGAUGGAAUACCAGAAUAAACGAGGUGGAAAAGUGAAGCUGCAGCCCAUAUUGAUGCCCCUCUCUGAGUUUGAUCAUGCAGAUAAAGGAGAUGCAUUUUAUGCAAUGGAGCUUGCCUUGUCCCUGGAGAAACUAAAAAAUGAAAAGCUCUUGAACCUGCAUAGUGUAACUGUGCUGAACCAUGACGUGCAGUUGACAGAAUUUAUCGAACGGGAAUACUUAGCUGAGCAGGUGGAGGCCAUCAAGAAAAUAUCAGAAUAUGUGGCUCAGUUAAGAAGAGUUGGAAAAGGACAUGGGGUGUGGAAGCUAUUGCAUGAGCAAGCUCCAUUCCAUAUCAGAAGUUGUUUCUUUAAGGUGUUUGUUGAGUCAUUUUGGUUGCAAGUUGUAGGUUGUAUAAACUGUGUCGAGGUUUGGGUUGUAAGUAGUUCAUAAGGGAUAUUUUAAAUAGUCUUUUAAUCAAAGUAGAUUCAUGGAUUUCCUGUCUAAGGUAUUAUAUUGCCUGCAGCAUCAGUGCAAUUCCAGAGAAGUCUGGCUUGAGAUUUUUUCUACCUAAUCAAAGGUAGGGGAUGAACUUGAGGUUGUAACUUGUAAGUAAGA
Molecule: messenger RNA, 1120 nt
Organism: Hibiscus syriacus
Lineage: Eukaryota; Viridiplantae; Streptophyta; Magnoliopsida; Malvales; Malvaceae
Product: ferritin-3, chloroplastic-like
Exons: 8
Coding region: 71-955 (294 amino acids)
Biological process (GO): intracellular iron ion homeostasis; iron ion transport
Cellular component (GO): cytoplasm
Molecular function (GO): ferrous iron binding; ferric iron binding
Source: RefSeq, a predicted model, not a curated record